AUGCCUGCAACAGCGGCGACGAUGACAACAGAUAACGAUAGUGAUGACGAAGUUAUGGGAGCGACAUACUCUCCACCCCCACCUCCUCCAAAAGUUUCACCACCGAUCCACCAAAUCACAGGCUUAAACUCUCCUCCUUCGGACAAAGAUUUAAUCAUAUCAAUGAUUACUGAUUUUGACCUUGAGGCACCAUCAAAGUCACCACCGCCACCUCCAAAAGUUUCACCUCCACCGAAGCAAGUGAAGGAUGAUCUUGAGGCGCCGUCAAGUCAACCACCUCCAUCACCCCAACCAGACACCCCACCGAAACCACCAGGGACAGACGAUGUUGAGGCGCCAUCAAAAUCACCACCUCCAGCUCCAAAAGUAGCACCACCGAUCCACCCAUUCUCAUGCUUAACCUCUCCUCCUUCGGACGACGACUUGAUCAUAUCAAUGGUUACUGAUUUUGACUUUGAGGCACCAUCAAAAUCACCACCUCCACCUCCACCUCCAAAAUUUUCACCUCCAUCAAAGCACGUGAAGGAUGAUCUUGAGGCGCCAUCAAGAACACCACCUCCAGCUCCCACAGUAGCACCCCCACAGAAACCACCCAGGACCGAAGAUUUUGAGGCGCCAUCAAGAUCACCACCUCCAGCUCCAAAGGUAGCACCGCCAUGGAAACCAGGGAUCAACGAUUUUGAGGCGCCAUCAAAAUCACCACCUCCACCCCCAAAAGUAUCACCCCCAACCCACAAUAUUAACAAUUCCGAGAGGACAUACAAAUCACCGCCGCCAUCUCAGAAUUCAUCACCUUCGACCCACCAGUUAACCAAAGAAUUUGGCGGACUUAUUAUGAUUAUAUCUGAAAGAUCCCCGCCCUCUGCGGAGUCUUAUUAUUCAGCUUAUUAA
Molecule: messenger RNA, 891 nt
Organism: Eucalyptus grandis
Lineage: Eukaryota; Viridiplantae; Streptophyta; Magnoliopsida; Myrtales; Myrtaceae
Product: extensin-like
Exons: 1
Coding region: 1-891 (296 amino acids)
Source: RefSeq, a predicted model, not a curated record